Molecule: messenger RNA, 3732 nt
Organism: Alosa alosa (allis shad)
Lineage: Eukaryota; Metazoa; Chordata; Actinopteri; Clupeiformes; Clupeidae
Exons: 13
Coding region: 1-3732 (1243 amino acids)
Molecular function (GO): nucleic acid binding
Source: RefSeq, a predicted model, not a curated record
AUGUUUGUCUUCCCCAGAGUCAAGUUUAAGGACUGCUUCAUGACAGGAGCGCCUCCAGGAGCCAAAGGUACUGCCACCAGAACGGGAUGGAUGAAUGAAGACAUCUGGCCUGAGUUCCUUGAUCACCUGAUCCAGCACACUAACUGCACCCCUGAUCGUCCCAUGCUGCUAAUCCUGGAUAAUCUAAAAGCUCACAUCUCACUCAAGGCAAUAGAAAUGUCCAAGACCAACGGAAUUGUUCUGCUCACCCUCCCACCGCACACAUCCCAUCGCAUGCAGCCUCUCGACGUGACCGUGUAUGGCCCGUUCAAGACCCAAUACAGCCGUGCUCUUGAUGGGUGGAUGAGGUCUAACCCCGGCAAAACAAUGAUCUUGAUGGUCCACCACCUGCAGACGAACCACCCGCUGCAGAUAAUUCACCUGCUUAUCCAUCCACUGCGCAUGGUCCACAUGGAUGUGCCUCGCCAGCUGACUCAGAUGUGCCACGUGUUCCCAGCCGACCUGGAUAUGUAUAUGGAUCCACUGCUGCCAGUGUUAGAGAUACUGGACACUAGCGUGCCAGUAGAGAGGCAACAAUGCAUGCUACGGGCCUCAAAGAGGCCAAGGCAGCAUGAGGGCAAAAGCCUGAGUAUUAACAAGCUGCUGCGGGAGCCAAAGACGGCCUACAGAGAAGCAAAAAAGCGCUGUCACAUUGACAACCCUACGGAGGCCCAGUACCUGGGACAACUGGUUCUGACAUUCGGCUGGUACUUUGGGAGGAGCUUCAAGUGGCUGGUCGAGAAUGAUGUCGGCUACAUCAAAUAUGUUCUUGACCGCCACUUGGAGGAGACCCAGGACCCAAAGAGAAAAACUCCCAUCAAUGACGGGUGGCUGAAGGACAGCCUGAUGAGCUAUGUGACGCUGUUCCCCCCCGUCUCUUGUCACCUUGAGGUCAACGUGGAUCGCGCCGCUCGUCCUGCUGCCACUCCGUCUGCUGCUGCUGCGGCCACUCCAUCUGCUCCUCCUACAGCCACUCCGUCGGCUGCUGCCGCUGCUCCAUCUUGCGCGUCGUGGUGUGAUGAUGAUGACAUCAUGCUAGAUGCCCUCGUCACCUUUGAGAGUAGUCAAGGGAAGCCAGCUGACGAGCUGUCCACCAGCCAGCCACAGCCUGCUCCUCCUGCCGCUGCUCCUCCUGCCGCUGCUCCUCCUGCGUCUCCUGGGCCUCCACUCCUCGCUGAAUCUGGGCAGCGGGCCAAGAAGUCUGCCAAGAAGAGUCAGAAACGGCAACCUGCUCCUCCUGCUGCCGCUGCUCCUCCUGCCGCUGCUGCCACUGCUCCUCCUGCUGCCGCUGCUCCUCCUGCGUCUCCUGAGCCUCCACUCCUCACUGAGAAGCGGGCCAAGAAGAGUCAGAAACAGCAGCAGCCUGCUCCUCCUGCUGCCGCUGCUCCUCCCUACUCCCUGGCGUCCCUCCCUCGCUGCAUCCGCCAGGCGUCCACCAGCCAGGUCGCUUCUGACGCUCGCCCUGAGCCGCAGCCGUCACCGUCGCCCUCCAACAGCCAGUCUCAGCCUGCCUCUGCCGCCACGUUGUCGCAGAGCGACUCUCCUGUGGAGCUGGAAGGCUGGGUGAGGCUAUGGGAGGACCCUAGCGGCAUCCCAGCGGCAGACGUCACCUGGUUGAAGGAGGACAGCGAGCGAGGGCUUUUCACCUCGGUGCAGACCUUCAAGGACGUCAGGGGGCAAAUCAAGAGGCGGCGGGUCCUGAAGUCGGACCGCAUGUGGUUUUACCCACCCGAGCCACCUGGCCACCUCGGCGGCGGCGUUCCCUCUCCUCAGCCCUUUUUCCGGAGCCGCUUGUUCUUCUGGCGCCCUGUUGGCGUGUGGCGGUGCUCCAUCAGCUGCCCGCGUGGUGACGCGUGCGCGGGGGCCGGACGCAACACCCAUCUCUCCAAAUCGGGUUACCACAUUCGGGUGCGGCACAUCUGCGAUGUGUCGGGGUGGUACUCCAUGUGCUGCGAAGUGCUCUGCUGCGGGCCGUGCCUCAAGGCAGCCAGGGGAGGCGGUGGCCCCAUGGGCAGGGGCAACACCAUGGCCAAGGUGUGGCGGCAGGCGCGGGAGAACCACAUGGAGGAGCACAACCGCGGGGCGGGACCUCUACACCCACGCCCUCAUGGCUUUGGUGCGACCCGGGCAGCGUGUCGCGUUCGACCGCCACGGAGAGUUUCGGCCGCCUCCUCCCCAGGGAGCUUCCCUGCGGCGGCUCCUGCGUACGCCUUUCUCCUGGCGGAGGCCAACAACUUCCAGGAUUACCGGAGCCAAAUUCUGUCCACGUUUGGCACGGUCCUGAAAAUGGACUCCACAAAGAAGGUGGUGAAGAAGCUCUCUGGGGAGGGCAAGGGCUCGGCCGAGUGGUUCACCAGCAUCGGCAACGAACUCUCCCAGAUCGUGUCCUUUGUUCUCACCUGCGAGGAGUCCGUGGAGAAGUUGGAGCCCAUGUGCCGUGGAGUUAUGGAGAGAUUCCGCCUCGCCAACCAGCCCGUCCCCCAGAUCCUUUACAUCGACCGGGGAUGCUGCAGGGCGCAGGGUCCGACGGCUGUGGAGACCCUCUUCCAGCCUUGGGUGGACAACGGGAUGGUGGUGAGGCUGGAUAUCUUCCACUGGCUCCAUCGCUUCGACGCCGCUCUGCGGACAGAGGCUCACUCCAAGUACCCCGCCUUGAAGUCUGCGCUGGCCGGGGCGGUGUUGGCCUACAACCGCCAGGACCUGGAUCUGCUCAUCGCGGCCGUCAGGGCCAGAGACUCGUCCGUCAUGGAGGCCGUGUCGGACGAGGAUGUGGUCCGACGCUACAUCUCGCGGGAGCAGCUAAAGCACCACGUCCGACGGGUCACCCUCGGCGCCCAUGAGAUGUUUCGCCUCAUUCACCUCAUCAUCGAGGAGCUGAAGGGUCCGGCUGGGCUCGAUGAGAGUGGCGUCAGCCUCUUCAAGUCCACUGCUGCCAUCAAUGAGAUGUGGGCCAGCCAGCAGCGACACCUGGAAUGCAUCCAGGAUCCACCAGGCAUGAGCAUGUACCGUGUUGCCCGCACCACCACCAUCAACGGUGUGGAUGUCCCGUAUUACAAGUGCCAGCGUGGGAGCAACAGCUUGGAGGGGUUCCACCGCUCGCUCCCCCACAUGAUUCCAGGUCCCCACUGUGCGGCGCGGCCCUACCAGGUGUACUUGGUCAGCGGCAUCGCGCGUUGGAACGCCGACAGGAGCUCGGCGGCUGUGUUUGGAGGUCGGCAGAGGUCCAGCGUCUACUCUGCGCCGCUCGUGGACCGCCUCAACGCUCGCUGCCAGCUGCUCUUCGGGGAGGCCGUCGAUCAUAAUUUCCGGCCCCCGGCCAACGUUCAAUCCGACGAGCUGCUCGGGCUCGAAUACUUGUUUCGCCAGAGCACGGGGGAGUCUGAGGCUUUCUCCCUCGACGGUCUCGUCGACGAUGGCCCGGCCCCCGAGGAGGAGGUGUAUCGGCCUGGUGAGGACGAUCCCGGCGCCGAGGCAGACGAAGCCUACCAAAGCGACGAGGACCUGGAAGACAUAGAUGCUGCCCGCAUCACGCUGACCAACAACGAGACGGCCACUGUCCAUCCGCCAGCCUUUGAGGACGCCUGCAGUGCCAAUCCCCUCCCUGGGUUCCAGGAGCUGAAGGCCUUCUGCGCUACGCUAGUGCAGCUUGGGGGUGCUGACCAGAAGCUCCAGCUCACCACCCGACCAGCAUAG